Messenger RNA from Adineta ricciae, 720 nucleotides. Lineage: Eukaryota; Metazoa; Rotifera; Eurotatoria; Adinetida; Adinetidae. The record is from the annotation of a GenBank genome assembly.
AUGGAACAACAGAACAAUGCUUCAACUUUGAAUGACAGUGCCGGAGUUUUGCCUAUGGAUACAGAUGCAGCAACCAACGGUGUUCAUGAUCAAGGUAAAAACAAUCGAUCAUCAGCUAAUGUCAAUGCAAAGAGAGGCCGAGGUCGUCCACCGAAGUCUGCAGGUACAAUGAAGGUGAUAAAGAAUGCCAAUGAGGUCAAACGUGGCCGUGGUCGACCAAGCAAAACAACAGGAGAAACGUCAUCAACCAAAAAAGCUGUAUUGACAACAUCAGGAAAAAACGAACAACCGUCAGCAAAUGGUAACGCAAAUAAAAAGAAACGCGGUCGACCAUCGAAGAACGUGGUCGCGCCAACUGAACAAAUCAGUAGCAUCGUUAAACCACAAGUUCGAGCAAAUCCGGUAGAAGUUCCAAAAGAAACAGAUAGUGCAUCUGCACUAGAAAAGAAAAAACGUGGACGACCAUCCGGAUCCUCGCCUAAAAAGGUUGUAAAGCCGGCGAAAUCUCCGAUAUCAACAGAAACUUCAUCGGGCAGAAGACGCGGUCGGCCAUCUGGAUCUGUUUCUGCCAAAAAAUCAGCACUAAAAGCAAAACCACCAGCUAAAUCCGAUAGCAUAGCUAAGAAACGAGGCCGACCAAAAAAAUUAGCCGCAGAAUUGACACCAGUAGCUGUCGCAUCUGCUGCAUCGUCAUCUGCAAAUACGACUAACAACGUUUAA